Molecule: messenger RNA, 1129 nt
Organism: Cataglyphis hispanica
Lineage: Eukaryota; Metazoa; Arthropoda; Insecta; Hymenoptera; Formicidae
Gene: Trax
Product: translin-associated protein X
Exons: 2
Coding region: 139-1005 (288 amino acids)
Cellular component (GO): nucleus; cytoplasm
Molecular function (GO): sequence-specific DNA binding; RNA binding; RNA endonuclease activity
Source: RefSeq, a predicted model, not a curated record
UUACAAAAGUAAGCUAAUUCGAAACUGUCAAAAGUCGUCUGCUAGUAUCAUAUUGCACAAAAACAAUCCGCAAGUGAGCUCGUGUAUACUCUGUAUCACUGUAAACAAGAUUAUUCGAAAUUAUCAAGAGACAUCGUAAUGUCAGGAAAAGGAGGGAGGAGACAUCGCGGUCAUUAUGAUAAAGACAAGAUCAAUCUCGGCGACAAAGGCAAGGAGGUGGUGGAGAAUAUAGACGAUAACAGUAUCGUAAUACAACAAUUUCGCGGUUAUGCGGCCGAGUUGGAUGCCAAGCACGACCGUUAUGAGAGGAUUUUUAAAAUCAAUCGAGACAUAGGCAUUGAGAGCAAGAGAAUAAUCUUUUUGCUGCACACUAUUGACAAAGAGAGCAAACGAAAUGUCGUGUUAAAGGCGGCUAAGUCAAGACUAGAUAAUAUAGCUCAGACACUAUUCAGAGAUAUUGCAGAUGAGUUGAACGGUCAAGACACUUAUCAGUUCCACAGAGCCUAUCGCGCUUGUCUAGAAGAAUAUGUAGAAGCACUCACAUUCCAUGAAUACUUGCAAAAUGGUGAAAUGCAUAAUUGUACGGAACUCGAAAGAGCACUGACAUAUCACACAACUCCAGCCAACUCGACGGAGCAGAUUAUCACCAGAAAAGUCAUGGUCACGCCGACGGAUUACAUCCUGGGAAUAGCUGAUUUAACUGGAGAAUUGAUGCGGAAGUGUAUCAAUAACUUGGCAAUAGGCGAUAUAAGCAGUUGUUAUCAAACAUGUAACUUUGUCAGAGAGAUAUACAUAGCUUUCCUCGGCUAUACAAGUAUAGCAUUUAGUAAUGAAAUGAACAAAAAAAUCAUCACGCUCAAACAAAGCCUAACUAAAAUGGAGAAUGCAUGUUAUACUAUCAAAGUACGAGGAUCAGAAAUUCCGAAACAUAUGCUGGCCGAUGUGGCUAUUGCGGUUACUGAGGAAUACACCACUGAAGACGAUGAAGGCUAUCAGGCGUUCUAAUAUACGAAAACAAUUCAUAUAUUUAAAUUCAUAUAUUAUUGUUAAUUAUUGUGGACUUAUCAAUCUGCGAGAUAGAAAAUAAUUAAUAUAUAUUUACUUUAAUUAUGAUAUAAAUAAAAAUUAA